This is a messenger RNA of Odocoileus virginianus texanus, 2314 nucleotides long. Lineage: Eukaryota; Metazoa; Chordata; Mammalia; Artiodactyla; Cervidae. The record is from RefSeq and is a predicted model, not a curated record.
UGACUGGUUGGAUCUCCUUGCAGUCCAAGGGACUCUCAAGAGUCUUCUCCAACACUAUAUCUGAUUUUUCUCUGUCUCUAGCUCCUGGCACAUCAUUUGUGUGAAAUAGUUUGGGUAUUGAUGCCACAGCCACCACGUGUGUUACCGUUGCCAUCAACAUGAUCAGCAUAGUUAGUAAACAGUGAUAAGGACUCUAAUUGUUACAGUGAUAGCAAAACCAUAAAUGAAAUUGUGAAGGCAUCUGAAUUUAUACUUUUGUUUACAUAGUGCCUUAAAGUUAAUGAAGCACUUUUGAAUGGUUCUUCGUUCAGUCAUCUUAGAGGUCAUGGAAGAAGUGACAUCAUGCUCCUUCAGCAGCCCUCUGUUCCAGCAGGAGAACAAGAGAGGGGUCACCUACCGGAUCCCAGCCCUGAUCUACGUGCCCCCUGCCCGCACCUUCCUGGCCUUUGCAGAGAAGCGCUCCUCGAGCAAGGAUGAGGAUGCUCUCCACCUGGUGCUGAGACGAGGGUUGAGGACUGGGCACUCAGUACAGGUGACUCCUUAUCCCAGAUCUGAGCCUGGGUCUCAUAUUCUGCAUUGCUCAGAGCAUGUCAGAGUCUGUGCCUUUUUCAUCAGUGCAGGAAAAGCCUUGUGUCCAAGCUGAGGAGGGGGAAAAAAAAGCAGUAAAAGCAAUGCUUUCCCUUAUUGAAUACUUACUGUUUACCAGGGGCACAUUGAAUCUCACAGCCACUCUGUGACAUAGAAACUUGUCAGUCACAUUUUACAGAUGAGGAAACUGAGGCUCAGAGUGAUUGCUAUUUGCUAAAGGUCAAACAGCUAUAAAAAAGCAGUAAAGCAAGCUUCAAACCCAGUCUCUGAAUAGAGGCCUCCAUGGUUUGUGUAUUCAGUUCAGCCAGCAUGUGGUGUGCUUUUCAUUCACAUUCUCUUUUAUUCUCAUAAGUCACUGAAAGCAGUAAGCAUUGUUAGUCCAGUUUUGCUGAUGAGGGAUCCUGGUGCUCCAACAGAUAGGUAGCUUGUUCAGGACCACAACUAGCAAAAGACGCAGUGGAAGGAAACAACAUCUAUAUUCUCCCCUGUCUUCCCUUUCCUCAUCUUCCUUCAUGCUUUAUGUGAGGUACAUAUUAUCCCCAUUUUAUAAGAAGUAAAGUGACUUGCCUUAGGCACACAGUUAAUAAAUAGAGAACUGGGGUUGGUGCCCUUGUCCCUAGGUAGCACAUUUUUACUGUAUUCUUAAUGGGGGAGAGAAUAGUUACUGCCCUUGGGCCUGUGAACUACAGGGUUAGUUUAGAACCCAUUUUUGCUAUUGUUGACUUAUCUCUCAGAGAUGGCUGAAGUGAGGAUCAAGUGAGACAGUGAAUUUGAAUAAAUACACACAUAAUCAUACAUACCUUUUUUUAUGAGGUAUUUUAAUCUGCUUAACCUGCCCUGCUUUUUCUACUCUCAGAAAUCUCACCUUUAAAACUUCAUGUCCUUAGGGAUGCUUUGCUUUGCUGUUUUAGUGCAAAUGCUGUUCUGCUGAAGGUGGGCCUUACAAGCAAGCCCUGGCUGCUUUUAAUGCUUUACUCACAUUUCCCCUUGGGGAAGUUUUUUACUUUAGGGAAUUUCCAUUCCCUGCUCUUACACCUUAUCAUGUGUCUUUCUUAUGGCCUCCCAGGGUUGAACCUCUGCUUAUAUCACUGGUGUCCUUCAGCCCAACUUGGAGUUCUAGCUCUUUUGUUUCCUCCGGGGCAGGAUGUGCCUGUGGUUAUGUUACUCUGCUUUUUGCCACAGACAGUUGGGCAGUUAAGUUUUUUUUAUCAGACCAUACCUGUUACAUAACCUCACUAUCCAGUAGUCACAUUCAGUCACAGAUGUGUCCACUUUAACUCAUUCUUUCUUGACUUUAUUUUAUUCACAUUCAUUCUCUUUUCACUUCAUUUUAUUCACAUUCAUUCUCUCAUUUACUUAAUUGUAGAAUCUUAAAAUUAGAAGAAGUAUCAGCCCAGCUUCUUUCCCAAUAUAGAAAUCUUCUGUAUUCCAUUGGUUGCUACUAGUAGCUUAGUGUUUAAGAGCAUGGCUUUGGAGUCAGGCAAGACCUAUCAUAUAUUGACUCUGACUGUGAAUACUUAACUCUUCUCUGUUUCAUUGUCUGUGAAAUAUAAUUAAUAAUAGCAGUUCCAUAGUAGGAACUCAACAUUAGUCAUCUUCUAUUAAGGAUCUACUUACACAGCUCCUCGAAUGAGAAAUUUAAUCCUGUGGCAACUGUUAACUUAUUUUUUGAAAUGAGAUCCUCUGUCAGUUCAGUUCAGUUCAGUCACUUAGUCGUGUCCGACUC